UCUAUCCAUUAAAUUCCUGCCCAAGACACGGUUUCCAGACGUAUCUAGUUCCCCACUCACAGACUGCUCUUUCCUCUUUGUUUUUCAUCAGUAUCUCAGCUUAAGGCGUAUGAUGGCAACCAUCAAAGUCCAUGGAAGCCCUUUCUCAACAGCUACACAGCGAGUUCUCGUCUCCCUCUAUGAGAAAGAGUUGGAGUUUGAGUUUGUUAAUGUGAAUAUGGGAGCAGGCGAGCACAAGAAAGAGCCUUUCAUCUCCCUCAAUCCAUUUGGUCAAGUUCCGGCUUUGGAAGAUGGAGAUCUCAAGCUCUUUGAAUCAAGGGCAAUUACCCAAUACAUCACCCACGAGAACCCUGACAAGGGAACCCAGCUUUUGUGCACAGGCAAGCAGAUGGCAAUAGUAUCAGUGUGGAUGGAGGUGGAGGCUCAAAAAUUUGAACCAGCAGCUUCAAAGCUGAACUGGGAAGUAUUUUACAAGCCAUUUUUUGGGCUGACCACCGAUCCAGCAGCAGUAGAGGAAAACGAAGCUAAAUUGGCUAACGUUCUUGAUGUCUACGAGUCACGGCUAGCUCAAUCCAAGUAUUUGGCUGGUGACUCCUUCACCUUGGCAGAUCUGCACCAUCUACCUAACUUACACUUGCUGUUGGUGACACAGAGCAAAAAAUUGAUCGAUUCACGGCCCCAUGUUAGCGCAUGGGCAGCUGAUAUCACUGCAAGACCAGCUUGGGCGAAGGUUCUUGCCAUGCAAAAGAGUUGAAAAGGGCGGCUGCUAGUCUAGCUACAGGAGUUUGGUCAUUUCUCUUCAAUAAUUGACCAUGCUGUGUCCUGUUUCCUUGUGUGUCUUCUGAUGUGUUUUUGGCAUCAGUCUUCUAUGCGAAGACUAAUUUCCUUGUCUCUCCUUUCAAAUAAAGUUAUGUCCUACUUCUA
Molecule: messenger RNA, 924 nt
Organism: Hevea brasiliensis (rubber tree)
Lineage: Eukaryota; Viridiplantae; Streptophyta; Magnoliopsida; Malpighiales; Euphorbiaceae
Product: glutathione S-transferase
Exons: 3
Coding region: 110-754 (214 amino acids)
Cellular component (GO): cytoplasm
Molecular function (GO): glutathione transferase activity; glutathione binding
Source: RefSeq, a predicted model, not a curated record